This is a messenger RNA of Schistosoma turkestanicum, 1468 nucleotides long. NCBI's taxonomy places the organism in Eukaryota, Metazoa, Platyhelminthes, Trematoda, Strigeidida, Schistosomatidae. The record is from the annotation of a GenBank genome assembly.
CGAAAAUAUAUCCUUGUAAAACAAAGGGCAAUUGAGCGCGCCCGUUUUAAAGUGUGCGCUCCAAGAUCCCAAGAAUUAUUACGCAAUAAGGAUAGACAAUUAUUUGAAACACUUACAUCUAUCUGUCAAUUCAAUUGUGUUAUGGGUAAAGACAGGCGUGUUGUAUAUUUUUACGAUCCAGAUUGUGGGAAUUUUCAUUAUGGUUAGUAUUUUGAAUAUCACAAAAGAACACAGAAAACAUGGAAUUAUUUUCUCUCUCUCUCUGUUCAUUAUUAUAUUAGGACCAAAUCAUCCGAUGAAACCGCAUCGACUUACACUUACGCAUACUCUUGUAGUCAAUUACAAUCUAACUGAUCGUAUGAAAGUCUAUAAACCAUAUCAUGCUAGUAUGAAGGAUAUGAUAUCGUUUCAUUCACAAGAAUACAUUGAAUUCUUACGUGAUGUUACACCAACUAAUGUACAUACAUUUCCUAAAGAAAAAUUAUUAACUUAUAAUAUUGGUGAAGAUUGUCCAAUUUUCGAUGGUAUCUAUCGAUUCUCAUCGAUUCACACUGGUGCCUCGUUGCAAGCUGCUAAAUAUUUAAAUAAUGGAGUCACAGAUAUUGCAAUCAAUUGGUCUGGUGGAUUGCAUCAUGCUAAAAAAUUUGAAGCAUCUGGAUUUUGUUAUGUCAAUGAUAUUGUCAUAGCUAUAUUAGAAUUAUUGAAAUAUAAUCCACGUGUACUCUACAUUGAUAUUGAUGUUCAUCAUGGAGAUGGUGUACAAGAAGCAUUCUAUUUGACAGAUCGUGUCAUGACAGUAUCGUUUCAUCGUUAUGGAAAUAUGUUCUUUCCUGGAACAGGUGAUAUGUAUGAGAUUGGAGCUAAAGCUGGUAAAUACUAUGCAGUGAAUGUUCCUUUAAAAGAAGGCAUUGAUGAUGAUAUGUACUUCAGUGUUUUUCGAGCUGUUAUCAAUGAUGUAGUUGCAUUUUAUCGACCAACAACUAUUGUCCUACAAUGUGGUGCUGAUUCAUUAGGUUGUGAUCGAUUAGGUGUAUUCAAUCUGUCUAUUCGAGGUCAUGGUCGAUGUGUUCGAAUGGUUAAAGAACUUGGUCUACCAUUAUUAGUAGUCGGUGGUGGCGGUUAUACUGUACGAAAUGUAGCACGUUGUUGGGCAUAUGAAACAGCUGUACUACUUGAUCAAGAGAAAGAAAUUUCCAAUGAACUACCUUAUUCUCCAUACAUUGAAUUCUUUUAUCCUGAUUAUACACUACAUCCAGAUUUGACAACUAAAUUGGAUAAUGCAAAUACUCGUCAAUAUAUUGAAGCGUUACGUAUGACAGUUCAUGAUAAUUUAAAACAACUUGUACAUGCACCAAGUGUACAAUUCAGUGAUGUAUCGAAUGAUUAUCUAGGAAGUUUUUGUCAUACUAAUAGUAAUAAUAAUAAUGAUAAUAAUAAUAAUAAUCAUUCCAAUGAUGAUGACCGGUAA